Molecule: messenger RNA, 1046 nt
Organism: Aspergillus calidoustus
Lineage: Eukaryota; Fungi; Ascomycota; Eurotiomycetes; Eurotiales; Aspergillaceae
Source: the annotation of a GenBank genome assembly
UGGUAGUUUGUAUGGUGUAAUGAUGGGCGUUGCGUCGCUUCUGUGACUCGGGGCGAGGGUCCCUCCAAUAAGCUCGCUAACGAUUUUCGGCAUCACACAGCUUUGCGACCUUCCAACCGCAACAAGGACAAAAACCACCCUCUCCCUCAACAAAUCCCUCUCCUACUCUUAGGCUCACCUAUCUCACAAAAUGGCCGAUCCCCGUAUUGAAGAACUCCCUGACGAUGAGGUCCCCAAGACCCAGGUCGAAGAUGCCGGCAGCGACUCUGAGUCCGAGGCUGGCGAGGAGCCCACCAUCCCCGGUGGUGCCGCCGUCACCAUUCACUCUCGCAACGAGAAGAAGGCCCGCAAGGCCAUUGGCAAGCUCGGCCUGAAGCACGUCCCCGGUAUCACUCGUGUCACUCUCCGCCGGCCCAAGAACAUUCUGUUCGUCAUCAACCAGCCCGAUGUCUACCGCUCCCCCUCCAGCAACACCUGGAUCAUCUUUGGUGAGGCCAAGAUUGAGGACCUGAACUCCCAGGCCCAGGCUUCCGCCGCUCAGCAGCUCGCUGCCGCUGAGGCCGCUGCUGGCGACCACGCUGGCCACGACCACGAGCACGACAAGGGCAAGGGCAAGGCCGCCGAGACGGAAGCAAAGAAGGAGGAGGAAGAGGAUGACGGCGAGGAGGUUGACGAGUCUGGUCUCGAGCCCAAGGAUAUUGAGCUUGUCAUGGCACAGGCCAACGUUUCUCGCAAGAAGGCCGUCAAGGCUCUGCGGGAGAACGACAACGAUAUCGUCAACUCUAUCAUGGCUCUCAGCAUAUGAGCUCGGUCCAAUUAAUGCGCGCUACUGAUGGCUGAAUGCAUUUAGUCCAUGUUGGUCAUAUGGAUUCUGGGGUUUGAGAUCAGACUGAUAUUCCUCAGAUGCCCGGUUUGCCAGGCUUCAUAGUGUAAAUCAUUUAGUCCAAAAAGCAAAAUCAAUGAACAAAUUUUUGCGACAUCAUCAAUAUCAGAUUUCAAAUGCAAGCAAUCGCACUUGUAGCUUUUUCUAAACCCGCAUCGACUAC